UUGCUCCACAACGUUUUGCGCGAGUCGAGUGAAUAUGAAAAGUCGUACUCGAACUUUCUCAGUCCCACCGAAGAUUCAACAAGAAUUAGUAAUUUUCGUGAAAAUUAAAUAAUUAAUUAAAAUUUAAUUAUCCUAAUGGUUCUCGGUAGCACAAAAUCGUUACCUUGCAAGUUAAUCAACAAGUGGAUGUGGAAAUAUCAGCAGAAAUUUGGAUUCAAUUGAGAUUAUUUUAGUAAACAAAUAAUCUUAAAAUCUACGUUUGUUUAUCUCCCACCUCCUGCCAUGAUAAGCAAGAAAGCUUAUCAAGCCAGACAUUGAAUUAGUACUGUAAGUGAUCGAAAUGAGUUUUGAGGGGUGUACCGCCGACGAGACGAGGUCAUGGCGAACGGCGGCGACAAAAACGAUCGAGGAUGCCCUCCUAACGGGCGAGUCAUCGCAAAGUGGCCUGACUCCGACCUCUGCAGAACAGCGCCUUGCUCGCGCCGCUCAUCUUGAGAACCUCAUCUUCACCAGGGCACAUCCCUUCGGGCGACCCGUUUACAUGAGAUUUGUCGCCAUGAUGAAUGUCUGGCUGCGGGAGGCUGAGGAUGUCGCGCGCUAUGGCGAAGCAUUGGAGUACAAACAGAAGAAUGCCAAAUUGGUGGAUGAUUUAGUGAUGCAUUGGCAAGGCGGAGGGUCAAAGGGAUCAGCAGACACAAAUACAGCAGGUCCUUCGCAGCCCCGAAUUUCAGCAGAAAAGAUCAGAACAGUGAGAAGAUAUCAUAAUCAGCCACGUGCCGUAGUAUCGUCUUCUUAUUCUCAAACGUCUCCUUCCUCUCCAAGAAACCCCAACGGGGUCGGAUUCAACGUGGCGAGGAGACAGAGAUCAUUACCGUAUCGGCCGCCGUCCCUUUUUCCUGUUGUAAAAAGAGAGCCUUCUUCACCCCCACCGCGAGGAAAUGUUGCUCGAAGGGCGAGGCCGCAUUUAACUUCCCACGGUCCUCUUCCACCAGCGACGACAUCUGGACAAAGAAACGCCUUGGCAUUGGCUCGCGUUGUCCAGAUUUUUCCCGAUCUAAACGUUGCUCCUCCUACUCCAGCGGUUGUUCGACAUACCCGUGAAGCAAAUUCUCCCCCACCAAAAGCAAGAUGUAGUCAUGAGGAGAAUUCGCCACCGCCAAACUUUAAUCAGUCUACACAUAAAGCGAAUUCUCCACCGCCAGCAGUUGUUCGACAUACCCGUGAAGCAAAUUCGCCCCCACCAAAAGGAAGACGUAGUUGUGAAGCAAAUUCACCCCCACCAAAAGCAAGACGUAGUCGUAAGGCGAAUUCGCCGCCGCCAAACUUGAAUCAAUCUACACAUUCAGCAAAUUCGCCACCGCCAGCUGUUCGACAUACCCGUGAAGCAAAUUCGCCCCCACCAAAAGGAAGACGUAGUUGUGAAGCAAAUUCACCCCCACCAAAAGCAAGACGUAGUCGUAAGGCGAAUUCGCCGCCGCCAAACUUGAAUCAAUCUACACAUUCAGCAAAUUCGCCACCGCCAGCUGUUCGACAUACUCGUGAAGCAAAUUCGCCCCCACCAAAAGGAAGACGUAGUUGUGAAGCAAAUUCGCCACCGCCAGCUAUCAGACAUACUCAUGAGGCGAAUUCGCCACCGCCAAAAUCUUCUCGUUCUCCAUCUCCAACGAGACCAAGAUCGCCGCCCAUUCCUCGUCAGACCGGAGAAGGUACAACGUUGUUAAGCCCACCGAAUAUUAAUGGACGUCAGCUCUUAAGUAGUGGGAAAGCCUCCACUGCGACGCGCACAAAUUCGACGACAGGAGCCACAAAUAGGGCGACGACAAGUUCAAACUGUAGUACUACCGAUAGCAACAAUGCUCCUUCAUCCCCUGGGGCACCAGAGAUUCAAAGGGCGAUCACCAACAGGAUAAAUCUAGCUAUAGCGAAAUGGGGAAGUCUCGAUCAUCCGGAAAACUCUCGUUUGCGAAGACAAUUAACAGAAUCAUUUACUGAGCAACAACUCGCGCAAGCACUAAUUAGCAGGAUGACGACCGUGCCCACCAAUUCACAAGCCGCGCCGUCUGCUUCUUCUCCCGCUUCCGCAGCCACGAUGAGUUCAAAUCCUCCUCGUCUGACGAUACGCGCUGAAACUGACCAAGCUGGCGUCGGCCGGAGUCGUCUUCACCAAAUUAUAAGGUUUCAACCCUUCCGACGAGUUGAAUCUAGUCAACAAACAGCUCGAGGGGAAGGUCAAGGGUCAACGGAGCAACCACCACUUCCACCGCUACGUAUAUCGACCACAUUUCCACAUAGAAUUAUUACAACGGAAACGGAAACGGUGAAAAAAUUGAAUUUGAAUGCGACAGAGACGAGUCCCAUUAUCGGGCAGAUUUUUAGAAUUUCAACAAGAGUACCAUCACAAAGGCAGGGAGAUCAAGCGGGGUCAAGUUCUCAACAGGAGGAAUCGCCUCCAGCACCUCCAGUUGCAUCACCGUCACGUGGUCAAAAUCCAGUUUCAUCACAUGCACCGCCACGUGGUCAAAAUUUGGACAUGCGAAUUUCAAAUAAUCGGAGUCCCUCCCCUGACCCACUAGAAUCGCAUCGUUCAGUCUCGCCGGAAGUCGUCACGAUCGUGGAUAACUCGCCAGUCCCGCCAAAACGUAAAAUAGUCGUUAUCACGCUUGACGACGAUGAUGACAACUCCCCACCGCCAACAAUUUCUAGUCGUCCCCUUUCCGUCCCUCCCGUAAAAGUUGAACCGACAGGAAAUAGAAAAGAUCAGAAGCGACCUCCACCAAAUCCUCACCACCUACCGACUGGAAAUAGAGGGGAUGGAGAGCGACCCCCUCCGAAUCCUCCCCACCCACCCACCGGAAAUAGAGAUGAGGAGCGACUCGCUCCGAUUCCUCCCAAUCCACCGACCGGAAAUGACGCCAAUUUCAGUCACGAAGAGCAACCUUUAUCAAAUCGUCCCAGCACAAUUUCCAUUGUUACUUCCGAGUCUGCUACAGCGACACGGUCUCCCUUUGACUUUACAUCGUCCUCCCCCAGCACUCCGGGGCAAGGUCAAGAACAAUCGGUGACCUUGGACCAAGUCUCAACAAAUCAAGAUCAAGUCACUCCCAGUGCUGUUCAAGAUAUGGAAAUCGACCAUGGUCAGGUUCAAAGCUCCACAAAUCCGAUAGUAACCCCGCCGCCGGGCGAGAGUAAUGACAUGGAAAUUGACGUGGCCAUGCCGAGCGAAAAUCCCAGCCCGGCAACAAUUCCACAACAACUUCCAGUUCAUCCUCCCCCUCGUCGUCUCAGUACAAAUAGACCGAUGGGAAAUGGAUUCUAUGAAAUGCUCCCUCGACGACCACCUCCUAUUUUUUCUCGAUCAGGCCAUGACCCUGACGAUGACCCUGAUGAUAAUCCAGACGAUGACCCUGACGAUGACCCGUCUUCUUCAGAAGAAGAAGAUGACGACAACAAUUCCUCCUCUGAAGAUGACGAUGAGACUGCCACUCAACCGGCGCCAGGACAUCCCCUCAACUGGAAAUCCCUCCCGCUUGUCGAUCUCAUUAAACAUGCGUUGGAACAAGAUGGAGAAAGUUCGAGGAAGGACGUUACCUUUCUCGUGGGGUCGGAGGCCACCCCCAUUUCGGCGCACACGUGCUUCCUCGCUCCCAUCUCGGCCAAAUUCGAUGACCUCUUCGCCGCCACGGUCGCCGAGAUACAGCCACCUCCGCUCACACGGAGAGGACUCCACUUGACCAUCCCGUUGAGCGAGGUGGAUCCAGAAGCGUUCGGGAUUAUAUUGCGGUACAUUUACCACCGUGAAUGGAAAGAAGAUCGAAACUGGUCAAUGGAGACGAGGAUAAAACUCUUGGAAGCAGCCGUGAAAUUCGACCUGAUCGAAGUCGCGACCCGAACGAGGGCCUCGUUACGCAGGGAUCUCAGCAACUUUACUGCCACCGUCAUCCUUGACCACGCCAUCGCUUUGGGCGAUGACCGACUCAGGCAAAGUGCUCUCCGACAUAUCGAACUAAAUGCGACCACAAUUUUGAAAUCGGAUUCUAUCAGGGCUUUAAGUUUGGAUGGGUUAUGUGUAAUUUUUGCCAGUGAUGAUCUCAUCGCAGAGGAGAAUGUAGUUUACGAAGCGGCGAAAUGUUGGGCACGUCACCAAAUAAGUCCUGUGGGCCCUCCGAUAAAAAACGAGGGUGGUGACGGGGACGAAAUCCGAUCCAGGUUGGGCCGAGCUCUUCACCUCGUCCGAUUUCCAAUCAUGAAGAGCGAUUACUUUUUAAACGAGGUUUACAUCGAUCUAAUCCUGCCACCCCAGGAUGUCACCCGACUCGUGAGAUAUUUAUGUCUCUCGGCGGAAAUUCCGAUCGACCAGCGACCCGACCCGACCCCGUAUUCGACCAUUUUGCGAGCCGGGAGCAGCACCCGGGACAACUUGUCUGCCGUCAGGGGCAAUGAUGACAGUGGUGGCGGCGGCGGCGGUGGGGGGCGCGGUUCUCGCAGUAGCCUGACAGAAUCUAGCAGUUCGAGCAAUGAAACGUUAACAGGGGAAUUAAGUAAUCGAAAUCAAGAGGGAUCGGAACGCCACCCUCCUUCGGAACCAGACUCUAAACGAAUCAAGCUCGAAAGCAGUCCUAAACCUGCAUCACCACGCCCAACAAUCGCCGGCCAUGUCGCGCCCGCUCCGCUGAAUGUACUCCUCAUCGAUGACGAAGAACCCGGCCCUUCAACUCGCCCACAUCCACCUCCGCCCGUCGUCAAUUCCCCCACUCCACCCGUAGUCAAUCCCUCCACUCCACCCGUAAUUAGUCCCCCCACUCCGCCUGCCCUAAGUCCCCCUACUCCACCAGAUCACGCAGCCAUUCUUCAAUCAAAUGUCACACCAAUCUCUAAGCCAAAAUCUAAGCCGAUCACUAUACUCGCCACCACGCCGGACGAGGAUGCUUACAUUUCCAACCAACUCACCAUCACCACAUGCACCUACCCUGAGAAGAAGACGUUGCGCGCCCUGUACUCCGCGAUUUCAUCCGACGCUCCGUCCACCGAGGUCAUCACCGCCUCUGAGAUCGUUCUCGACACUAAAUCACUCUUCUUGCUCGACAUGCCGCGCCUGCAACGCGCCCAGAUCGACUUUUUGUACGGCCCGAGGAAAACGGUGACCAAUUUUAAGGAAUACUUAACCCGGUUGCAGAUCCAGAGCAGUAUCCUCUUCUUCAAGAAGGGGCACAAUUCUCUGGCAUCAUUGUGGGACUCGGGGGUCAAUGUUAAUCUAUCGGUUAAUGGAGUCAAUGUCUUGGAGGUGGAGCAUGACACGGGGACACUCAAGAUAAGCAGAAUCAACUCCGCCGACCAGAUCCUGCAAGGUCUCAAAAUUGGCGAAGAUGUCGACUCUCUCCUAGAACUUAAACACCUCUACCUGGAUGAGGUCAACAUUGACACGCUCUCCCGCAUUCCCAUCACAGCGCUGACUUCGCUCACCCUCCGCAAAGUUAAAGGGAUCAAAGAUCGCGUCAACUUUAUCCGGUCGUGCAAUCAAACUUUGACAUCUUUUUCCUGUGACGACAUGGGACAGGAGACCCUUAAUUUUGGCGAGGACGUCGGCCUCCUAUCCGAAGGGGUACCGACACCCACAUUGGCACGGAUCGCGGUGGGGAAGGCGCGCUUAGAUUGUUCCCGGACGGGCGACGUAGUGAGCACGAGUUCGCCAGUGGAGAAACUUUAUCUGGACAAGUGCACGUGGACGUCGGAUUUUAUGACCGCAAUUCCCUACAUAUUUCCGAAUCUGAGAAAAGUCAAGAUUUGCAGUUACGUGACAUUCCCAAUUGUCCAAGCUUUCCUGGACAUUGCGACAUUGGAGUGGUUGGGCGUGUGGGAGUUGGAAUUUCCGUUGUUGGGGGGGAAGAAGAAAAGGGGGGCGAGCGGUGGUGGUGCAGAGAGUAAUAAGAGGAAGAGGAGUGAUGAGGCCGAGGGGGCAAGUGGGGAUGGGUCAAGUGUUGACCCGGAAGUGAACAAAAUGAUCUCUCUCUUAUCCGAUGCCGGACUGGGAAACGCAUCCUGGUUGACAAAGGGCCAGAAGACCUUCAUUUUAGAGAAAGUCGUCCUUCACGGACCUCACGAAGAAGGAGGAAGUGGAAUCACGAAAGCUUGGAAAGGCACGAAAUUAACUAGAUUGCAAAAAUACAAGCAAUUUACGAAACUCGAUUUCGAACAGUUCGGGUGGAACGUUUUCUACAAAGAUUUCAAACUAUUUCGUAAAAUUAAUGGAUGAAUUAACCAACAAAUGCAAGCGAUAAGACUCAAGAAUGUGCCGAAUUAUUGGGUGCUGCUCGAAUUUGCAAUUGUUUUUGCAAUAUUUACAUACUUCAUUAUUUAUCUACCAGUUAGUUACUAAUUAAUUAGUUAGUUAAUUAAGCUAUUGAUGAUUAUUUUUUUCUACAAAUUGUCGACUUGUAGUCUAGUGUUUUGAACUUUUUGUUACGUUUUUCCUCUUUAAGCUAAGUAUUCACCUCAUGUUUUUCGCGUGAAAACACACUUUUCGGGUGAAAAGUGAAAAAAUUUCGCCCCCAUUUCGCCUCACGGUAUUCACUUUGGAAAAUAUUUCGGGUGAAAACUUGGGAGGGUUUUUCCAUCGACCGAAAUUUAUUUGAUUUUUUCGGCUGAAGUGAGCCGAAAAAGUUUUCGUCUGAAAAACUUUUUCGGUCGAAAUUUGGAGCGCCAAUUCCAAAUUUUGUUAUCAUUUCUCUCUUGGAUAUUCAGAUUACGCAUUUUGCAAUUUCUAUUUCUUCUACUAGUUUCGCAAAAUUUUACACUUUAGUGAAGUUAGAAUAUAAAAUCAUUAAGAAUGACAGGUAAGACAGCUACGCGUAAGAAAACUGCUGAUCGACCGGAGUCUACAAGACUUACAUUGGAUGUAAAACGGGCAUUGGCAGCUCUGGUGGAAAAGUUUCCAGAAGUUUGGGAUUUGACCCACGUCAAUUACAAAAAUCGAGAUGCUCGAGAAGCUUCUUGGACGAAGAUUGCGGCAGAAAUGAAUCUAUCAGCUGAACGUUGCAAAGCCGCCUGGGGUUCCCUUCAGGACGCUCUGCGAUAUCAAAGAACAGGAAAAAAGGGCCCAUCUGGCAAAGGCAGUGAGGAGGACCCCUCUCAGACAGAAUUUAAUUUUGAUGAAAUAAAAUUACUAGAAGGGUGGAACUUGUGGGAAUCCAUGAAAUUCUAUGUGCUUUCCAAACCAAGUCGGACCACGCUGUCCAACAUGAUCUUUUCAUCAACUGCUACUGAAAAUAACGACGACAAAGCUCCUCAAGCAGAUUCAGGAUCAGACGAAGUCGAGUUGACCGAGAAUUUAAACCUGUCUACUUCUAAUAAUGAGGAUGACCCACCGUGCGGGAAAUCGACUCCGGUUGCAGGAGAAAUACGCCCUAUCUAUUCGCACGUAAUUAUUUAUACAUUAUUACUCCAUUUUAAAAUUUAAAUUUUCCUUACAAUCAUUAAUCAUUACAAUUUUCCCCAUCAACACAAUACUAUGAUAACCCUGCGAAAUCCAGAAAAUAUGUUUAAUAAGGUGAAAAAAAUUGUAGAGUUAUGAAUUAGUAUAUGUACUUUAUAAUUAUAAAACACACUGCCCGCACUAAUUGGACAUUUGAUUGCCACGUGCUUUCCAUCAAUAGCACCAAUUGUAUUAGGAAAAUUCCAUAAUCCAUUGUAUUCAUUUGAAAUUUCUACCCAUUCUUGUUUGGUCGGCGGCUGUAUAUAUAAAAAUUAUGUUCAGCAACAGCUUUAAUCCUAGUUUGGUUUUCUUUUCACAACACUUAAUUUACAGUAGAAGCUAAAUACCUUCAUAAAUGACGCCUUCAACUCUUCAAAUAUGGCACGACUAGUUUGUUCAAUGAUUGGACCAAGACGUUGUUUACUGAUUCUAUAUGUUGAUGCCACGUGACGCUGUAGAGACCCAGAUGCCAAAAAUCUAAAUAACAAGCGAUGAAAGAUAUACAAGGUAUGAUAAGUUACCUAUUCAUUUUCAAUAAGCUUACUCAAGUGUUACUGAUAGUUUCUCUUGUGGACUUAUAGCAUGAUGUGGACGGGUUGAAACUUUAGGUUCCAGCCUGUGUUGAAUAAUAUUCAGCAAUUGAUUGAAAACUUGUGGCGACAUGUGAUAGUUCUCUUGAAAAAUGUGUGGAGUAGAUCUCAUGUCGUCAAACUAUUAAAACAAUUUAAUUCAACUUUAAAUUGAAUUUUAAAU
This is a messenger RNA of Folsomia candida, 8221 nucleotides long. RefSeq lists its product as uncharacterized. Gene Ontology annotation, molecular function: protein binding. The coding region runs from base 341 to 6250 and encodes 1969 amino acids. The record is from RefSeq and is a predicted model, not a curated record. The transcript has 13 exons. NCBI's taxonomy places the organism in Eukaryota, Metazoa, Arthropoda, Collembola, Entomobryomorpha, Isotomidae.